Diceros bicornis minor is the source of this 4014-nucleotide messenger RNA. RefSeq names its product GrpE like 2, mitochondrial (gene GRPEL2). Gene Ontology annotation, cellular component: PAM complex, Tim23 associated import motor. Gene Ontology annotation, biological process: protein import into mitochondrial matrix; protein folding. NCBI's taxonomy places the organism in Eukaryota, Metazoa, Chordata, Mammalia, Perissodactyla, Rhinocerotidae. The transcript is spliced from 4 exons. Gene Ontology annotation, molecular function: protein-folding chaperone binding; adenyl-nucleotide exchange factor activity; protein homodimerization activity. The coding region runs from base 474 to 1151 and encodes 225 amino acids. The record is from RefSeq and is a predicted model, not a curated record.
CUGCCUGAACCACUUUCCUCUUUUCAUCUACUCAUUCUUCAGCCUUCAGUUCAAAUAUUACUUCCUUGGGGAAAACUCCCCAUGCUCGGCCAUAUUGUAUUCUAGACUUCUGCAGCACCAUGCUCCUCACUUUUAAACACCGGCCAUAUUUUGACUUUACAUCGUAUUUGCAUUUGUUUAUUAAUAACUUCACGUAAGCUCCACGAGGGCACAGCUGUGAUGCCCUUUGUUCGCCGCGGAUUCCGCGGGUGGCACGGCCCCUUCGUCCCUGCGACAGGGACCCGAACACACCGAGGACCGGAAGUGUUGCGUUCCGUGGAGGAGCGCGGCGCACACGGACAGCCGGAAGUGCAGCUUUCGCGUCCGGCAGCCGGGAGAGGGAAACGCCCGCGAAGCCUGGUUUUUUAAGUGAGCGUGUCUCGGCGGUUGGGGCAAGUGCGCGUGCGCUGCCUCCGUCAGCCGCGGUCGGGAACAUGGCCGCGCGGGCCUUGUGGGCGGGCCGGCGAGGGGUGCAGCGCCUCCUGGCCUCGAGCGCCGCGUCCGAGGGCAGGGGAUGGCUGCAUCCCUUCAGCACUGCCACCCAGAGAACUGCUGGUGAGGACUGCAGUUCUGAGGACCCUCCUGAUGAGCUCGGGCCCUCUCUUGCAGAAAGAGCCUUAAGGCUAAAAGCUGUUAAAUUGGAGAAGGAAGUCCAAGAUUUGACAGUGAGAUACCAAAGAGCUGUAGCUGAUGGUGAAAACAUAAGACGACGAACCCAGAGAUGUGUAGAAGAUGCCAAGAUAUUUGGAAUUCAGAGUUUCUGUAAGGACCUGGUAGAAGUGGCAGACAUUUUGGAGAAGACUACAGAGUGCAUUUCUGAAGAAACGGAGCCUGGGGACCAGAAGCUCACUCUGGAGAAGAUCUUUCGAGGGUUGUCACUUUUAGAAGCAAAGCUGAAAAGUGUGUUUGCCAAACAUGGCCUGGAGAAGAUGACACCCAUUGGUGACAAAUACGACCCUCAUGAGCAUGAACUCAUCUGUCAUGUGCCAGCUGGUGUUGGGGUGCAGCCUGGCACCGUGGCAUUAGUAAGGCAAGAUGGCUAUAAGCUUCAUGGCCGCACCAUCAGACUUGCCCAAGUGGAAGUGGCAGUGGAGUCUCAGAGAAGACUGUGAAUUGGCCAUGAGGAACUGAAUGUUCUCCCAGAGUGCAGUCACCUGUGUUUCCUUAAUUUAUUAAACUAGGUUUGUAUUGUACAUGAGGUACUUCAUGUGAUCUGUUUUGGAUUUAGUCAUAUUGGCUUUAUUUCUAAGAUACUCUAUUGAUUUAAUGUGACCUGUUUGGUCUCAUCAGAAGUCUUGCCAUUGGGCAUUUGAACAAUGUGACAAGUGUUCCCAUGGCCUUUAUCAAAAUAUGUUUAGGAAAAUUACUUUUGAAUUGGUACUCUGAUGACUUUCAAUCCAAAAUCUUUUUAAAAGGUGGAAGUGAGUAUAUGUUUAUGUAUUUUCAACUAAAUAUUCCUCUCUAAUCGUCCCUAUAACAGAAAUUGUGUAGGAUCUUGUGUGUUAUGGGAAAAGGAGAUGGUAGGGAUUGGUUCAGCAUUUGGGUACUUAGAUGAUAAAGCUUUAUAGUUGUUUGAAUUGAGAUAAUUUGGGUUGAUUUUUAUAUACAUAGAUUUUCAAGACUUCCCUCUUUUAUUUUAUUUUCCUUUUAGCCGUCUUUUGUCCUUGUAGUUCCUGCCAGGUAGACUUCAUUUUCACACUCAUUGUCUCUUUCCAGUUCCCAUUUACAGGGCUAAAGGCCCAAGCAAGACUUGGAAGGCAGGGAGCGUCAAGAAAUUUGAGAUACCCAGGUCUCUUUCAGGCAAGCAUGGCCAAGAAACUGUGCUUUCUUUGCUGAGUUAUCUUCAAAUUAUUUUCAGUUCCCUAGGUAUAUAAUCAUUUCAGGGAACCUGAGGCAGCAUCAACAGCUAAUGACCCAAAUUGGUCGAUACAGGUAAUUUACCUACACCUUCUCUUUCCCCCAGCCCUUAAAUCUUCUGCCACUUUAUCAAAUUUGCCUUAUGAUCCUUUAUUAGAUUAUGUGGGGAGGUGGUCAGGACAAAAAUGUCAGGUUCCCCUGAUUUCUCAUUUUGUUUAGUUAGGCUAAAUUUUUUGUAAUUGAUACAAAUCACUACCUCUCUUACAUUAACAAGCUUUAUUUCCUAGUUUUUGUAUCUGUCUUAUGUCACAUGUGUAAAUAUCUAACUCCCCUUUUAUGUAUUGACCUCCUAAAGUUAAUGAGCCUGUGUGUGUAUUUUUUAUUCUUUCAGUCUUCCUUUUGGCUGGUAUUCUGUAAAAGAUUUGUUCAAUAAAUGAGUUAGUGAAUGAAUGAUACAUCAGACUUUAGAAAGGAGGUUAGUUAUGGAUAUUUCGAUGUUAGAAGAGGCCUUAAUGAUGAUCUAAUCUUGCCCUUUCAGCUUCUGAAGUAUGAAGACAUAGUCUUUUUAGGACUGAACUCAAAAAAAAUCUGAAACUAGUGAACUAAAUUUCAGUGAAAACUUAAAUAAGGAAAAACUAGAUAUUAACUUUAGUCAUUUAAGAUUCAACAGUUCGAUAAUGAACAUGCAAAUAUGUCCCCAGGAGACAUGUAUUUACAUGUUGUUAGAUGUCCAGGUUGCAUAGGUUUAGGUUUAAUUAUUUAGUUACCCAUAAAAUAAAUCCAUUUCUACUAAAAUUCUAUGACCCAAUUCCAUGGAGUGAUAAAAGUUAUCCUCUUAGACAUUAUAGAUUAUUCUAGGACGCUACACAGACAUGUAUCAAUAAAGCUGAUCCCCAAUGGGCCCUACCAUCUCCACCAGAUUUAGACACUUAAAAAAAUAAGUAUGUGCUUUUAAAAUGCAAGCAUAAGACUGGUGGUAAGAUUUUAAAACUAGAACCUCUGUUAGCAUUCCACUAAGUGCAUACUGUAAAUUUAAUGAGCAGUCAAGAUUUCACAGUAGGAAUUUGUCCUUUUUUGCCUUCAUUCCUUUGAGAUGAUGACAAGAAAAUGAGCCAAUUAUAAUUACCCACAUGUUCUUGGAUUACUAGCUGUCAUUACCAAUGAAUUAGAAUAACCAUAAUUUUAGGUAUGGAUUGUUCUGACUCCUUGAAGAGUUUUCUGAUAUUCCUUGCAACCUCCUAUUUUAGCAGGUAGAUUGAGAAUAAUUUAAAAUUUUUUUAUUAUUCAGUAGUUUUGCAGACUUAAAAGUGUAAAUUUAGAAGAUGGAGGUAUAACAGUACGAAUCUCAAAAUGUUGAAGGGCCUUCGGGAGCCAGAGUAGCACAAUGGAGCAUGGGCUUGGUGUAGGCCUAGACUUGCAGAUGGUAAAAUGCCAGCUCGGUCACCUGUGUGACCGUGGGCCCCAGGCAUUUCACCCUUCUGAGCCUGCUUUCUUGUUUGUAAAAUGGUUAUAAUUCUCUCACAAUAUUGUGAAGAUUAAAUAAAAUGUGUAAAUUGCCUACUACAGUAGGACCUCAAAUAUUUAUUGCUUUUUAUUAUACACAUUGUCUUUCCUGUGUUUUUAUAGCUGCCUAAAGUCUAGGGAAAGGGGAACACUGGUUAAGUGAUGCUUGACUAUAAAAAAUUGGUAAGAUACUCCAUCACGGUGACUUGUUUUCCUUACAGCUUCUGGGUUUUUGUGUGUUGCUUUUAACUAUAACAUAAGAAAUCCACAUUUUUAGACUUAAGAAGCAAGAAAAUUGUGUCAGUGCUCAUAAUUAUUUCCAUCUUGAUGGUGAAGUGAAAAUACACUGUUGGCUUGCGGAUGAUAUUUAAGGAAGCUUUCGCUCACUUGAGGGGAUCUUAGUGUUUUAGUACUUGGAUUCUUUAGUGGAUUUCCUCAUUGCCAUAAGGGAAUCAGUCCAUUUGAUACUGAUAUAAGUUAUUUGGUGCUCUCUCAUGGCAGAGGAUUUGAUAAGUGAAGAAAGGUUCAUAAAUACUAAAGCAAAAUCAAAUAGGGGAAACUAAGGGUGAAACAUAAUAUUCAGAAACAACUUUAAUAAAACCCGAAUUGAAAUAA